UGUUUUGGGGGUGCCCCGCCCCCGCACGUGCCCGGACGCCCGGGCCUCCAGUCCCUCGCUCGGGGCAGCCACACCCAAAGCUCUGCGGGUCCGGGCGGGGGGUCCCGAGCGCAGAGCCCCUUGGGAUUCGGGAGGAGGUCCUCGGGGUGAGGAAGGGGCGGCCGGGGGUCCCCUGGGAGGGAGGCGGAGGCUCGGGACGUUCCGCUGCCCUCUCGGGUUUCCUGGGCCCCCUCCCGUCUCGGUCCCGCUUUCGCUUUCGGCAGCGGCUCUGCUGCUGCCCGAGGGGUCCCGGGGGGGGGUCGCGGGGGCGGCUCCGGGAGCGCUCGCGGGUCCCCGUGCGCCGCCCCCAGCUCGGCACCGCCAUGGACUUGCCCCUCCCCYGCUCUGCUCUGGUGCCGUUUCUGCUUCUCCUGGUCGUGUCCGCCCCCAGCAGCUGCUGCUCCUUCGGCUUUAACCCCAUCAGCAGCACCUUCAACGCGCACCUGAACAACCUGACUCCCUGGCUGCUCCUUGACUACCCUGUGGCGAUGCCCAGCAACCUGGAGCCGGACAGUGGCUGCUCUGAUCUCUGGGGGCUUCACUUUGGGGUGGUGGCUCUGCAGCGAAUGCUGGGAGUAGCGGGGAAGGAUUUGGCACCCCUGCUGAGGACCCUCCUUGCCCAGCUCCACUUUGUGGCCGAGUGCGGCAUUCAGGACCCCCAGGGCUGCGUCCGGCUGGAGACGGUGAAUGUGUCGCAGCUGUUGGAGACCCUGGUGCAGCACCUCGGGGAGCUACAAGGAAGACCCCCCCACUUUCCUGGCUGCUCCCGCCUGCGCUGCCACCCAGGCCCGACGCUGACCAGCCUGGCARUGCAGCACAAGGGGACCUUGGUGGCCAGGCAGGGACCCCCCAGCCCCCCUGGACACGGGCUGGUGCUGCUGGGGGGAGUUGGGGGGGCCCUGGGCCUCGUGGUGGCGGCCUGGGUGCUGCGGAGGAGACCCUGUGCCCAGGUGGGGAUAAUGUGGGCACURAAGGGCACUGGGGACACUGGAGGUGACGGUGCUCCUGGGGGCACUGGGCGUGCUGGGGCACAGGGAGCACUGGGUGUGCUGUGUGUGUUGAGGACACUGGGGACCUGUGGGUGCUGGGUGUCUUGGGGAUGUUGGGAGCACUGGUGGCAGUGGGAGGACUGAGGACACUGGGGAGCACUGGGAGAUCCCUUCCCUCAGCCCCCCCCCAGCCCUUACAGGGAUCCCUGACGUUGGAGCAGGACGGGACCUGAGUUGCUGAGCGGGACUUGGAGACAGACACAGGUACUGGGACGUUCCUGGAUAUUGAGAUUGCUGGGAACCUCCUGAGGGGCCCAAGGGGAGGCCCCUGGAUCAUCAGGUCUCACCCUAUGCCCCUGUCCAGGCUGGCCUGAGCCACUGGAGAGAGAUGGGGAYCACCUGGUUCCCUGCUGGAAGUCCUUGGGGGCUACCCUGGGAUCUCCCGGAGCCAUGGCGAGAUGGGGGGCGAACAAGCCUGGCCCCCUGCAGGGCCCAUAAAGCUGAUCUUGACACCCUGA
Messenger RNA from Malurus melanocephalus (red-backed fairy wren), 1546 nucleotides. It is a transcript of the gene FLT3LG, whose product is annotated as fms related receptor tyrosine kinase 3 ligand. Gene Ontology annotation, molecular function: cytokine activity; receptor tyrosine kinase binding. Gene Ontology annotation, biological process: positive regulation of cell population proliferation. Bases 363 to 1172 code for a protein of 269 amino acids. The record is from RefSeq and is a predicted model, not a curated record. The transcript has 6 exons. Gene Ontology annotation, cellular component: cell surface; membrane. Lineage: Eukaryota; Metazoa; Chordata; Aves; Passeriformes; Maluridae.